GGUUAGUCGAACUCUUCAUACCGAGUUGGUGAAACACAGUGUAAAGGAUACUUUUGGUUUUGUUGAAAGGAUAAAAGAUUUAAAUGUUAACAAUAAGUUCAUGAUAUCAUUUGACGUAUCUUCCUUAUUCACCAAUGUACCACUCAUGGAAACAGUGGACUUUGUAUGCUAUGAACUCAUAAGACGAAACAUUGAUGUUGGCAUUCCUAUAUCUUUUACGAAAGAGCUUCUCUUCAAAAGCACAAUGAAUGUCCACUUUUUAUUUAAUAAGUAACUAUAUGGGGAAAUCGGCGGUGUGGCAGUGACGUCACCAAUAGAACCCAUUCUAGUCGACAUUUUCCUCGCGGAACUAGAAUAUGGGCCUUGGAAGGAUGUUAUUAAUGAACUCGAAUUCUAUUGUCGGUACACGGAUGAUAUAUUUUUGAGUAUGAAAAAUGAGAAGGAAGCAAAGAACAUCCUGGAUAAAUUUAAUGAGGUUCAUCAUGCAAUAAAUUUUACUAUUGAGGAAGAGAAAGACUCUAGUAUUUCAUUUCUAGAUGACAUUAUGACCAGUAAAGAGGUUGGCGCCAUAAGAAGAAGUGUAUAUAGAAAACCUACAUCAACGGGUCAGUAUACUCAUUUUCUCAGCUUCGUGCCCUUGAAAUACAAACGCAAUCUGAUAAAGUGUUUGUUCCACCGAGCAAAAGAAAUCUGCUCGGAUGAUUGUUUUGAUGAGGAACUUACUAAUAUCAAAUGGUUGCUGAGUGAAAACAGUUUUCCAGAAAACUUUAUUGAUGAGAAUCUGAACCUAAAUUCAAGGCAGCUCAGGGUACCAAGAGUUCCUAAAAAAGCCUUAUUCUUACAAAUGCAGUUCCUUGGGGACAACAUCAGCGAGAUACUAACACAAAGCCUUAGAAAUGAGGCGGUGAAAAGAGCAUUCCCUGCUGCUGAAUUACUCUAUGUCUUCAAAAUCACGCCUCUUUUGCGUUCAGGAGUAAAAGAUGAACUGCCUAUUUCUCCUCUUUCAUGUGUAUCUACCAGUUAAACUGCUCCUGUGGAGCCAGUUACAUAGAUCGUACAAUUAGACGUGUUUCUCGUCGGAUUUCCGAACAUCAUCCUGCGUGCUUUAAGUAAAGGACAAACAAGAUCUAUUCGUAGCGCUAUUCUCUCUCAUCUUGUGGAUACAGAACAC
Trichobilharzia regenti is the source of this 1171-nucleotide messenger RNA. The record is from the annotation of a GenBank genome assembly. Lineage: Eukaryota; Metazoa; Platyhelminthes; Trematoda; Strigeidida; Schistosomatidae.